GUGUAUCCUACUUGCGAGGAGACGCUACGGGCCACGGGCCAAUUCGUCCGCGACGACGAAGCCCACGCCGUGCUCGACGAGCUCAUUGCGCUCCGCUACACUGCAGCCCAACUUCGCUUCGCGUUCCUGGUUCUACUCGAACAAGAUGCCGCCCCCGUGUCUCUCUACCGCAAGUACGAACGACCGCUUAUGAAGGACUUCCUGGACCGAGGUCUCGGCGCCCGCGCCGCCCAGAAAAAUCUCAUGGUCCUGCUGCGAGCCACCUGGCUCCAGAACGGCAACAGCGACGAAUAUUGGAAGCUGGGCGAGAUCACUGACGGAGCUCCCGCCGACGCUACCGCAGGGCCCCCCUCAGAUACUACAACGCCUACCCCCACCCCGACGACCGCUCUGCUCGCCCGCAUUCGCCAAUGCCCCGGGCAACGCACAGCUUGCGACCACAUUCUCACUUGCUGCCACCAGCGUCGCGAAGCCUUCGUGUUUGUGGAAGGCCGCGCGGGCACAGGGAAGACUACGUUGGCUACCUGCCUCGCGCAAGCUCUCGAAGCCGAUGGGCACCAGGUACUCAACGUGGCUACCACAGGGCAGGCCGCCCUCUUGCAGCCUCGCGGCACCGCGGCACAGUCCGCCUUCGCCAUUCCAGUGCACGACGACGCCGAACUCACGUGCUCUUUAUCAAUGACGUCGGCCCAAGCCAUUACAAUUUGCAAGGCCACUUUGAUCCAGUGGGAUGAAUUCCCUUCUGCAAGAAAAGCAGCGUGGGACGCUGUUAUUGCAUUGCUGCGCGCACUCGCCGAUCGUUACCCGGACACAUACGUCCCGAAGACCUUCGUCGGAUACGGGGACUUCAGGCCGACAGGCAAGCGGGCGGCCGAAUUGCUCGGCAUGGCUCACCUGCGCAGCUGCGGCUUUGCCGAAGAGAGCAUGGUUUGCGAGAUCGGGUCCAAUUUAUCUCGGUCGCGAAAGCGCGCCCGUGCCUCGCACUGGCCAGACGAUAUCCGCGAUGGCUUCGCGCUGUCAUUGCGCGCACUGUAUUUCGCAGAGCGUCGGGCUCUCUGGACGCGCUUGGCCCGGCGCAAGGUCGCCGAGCUCGCCAUGGCCCCGAAGAGCUCGAACGCGACUUACGAGUACGCCCCGGAGCAGACCGCAGCCACCGCUGCGAAGGCGGCAGACGCGGGGAAGAACCGCGACUACGUGUCGCUCUACACGGAACACAUCCACAUCGAGCUCCUUGACAUCAACAAGAAGAAAGCGAACGGGGUCCGCGUCACCAUCGCCGACGGCGCGAGCUUGCGCUUCCGCGAGGAGCGCAAGACCCACGGCCUCACCACGCUGUGGAAGGACGCCGUCGCCGUCCACGACUUGGACGAGGCCCCCGCUGGCGUCCAGAUCGCGCAGUGUGGCUUCACCAGGGCGCUCAGCAAGGGCAACCCGAAUCCGAGCUGGGCCCGCGUCCUCGUGGCAUUCGGCCAGUCCGCCCGCGCCGCAGCCAACGCGCAGAAGCACGUGCUGCAGACCACCGCAGACCUACUCCAGCACAGCUACAUCGAAGCCGAUUUCGUCGUGCCGCCGACGGGGGAACACAGCGGCUUCACAGUCUCCAGCGUCCGCAACCAGAACCGUGUCCAGCUCACUCGGUCCUUCAAGAUGCUCGACGGCACCGACCGCGCGGUCAAGGAGUUGCACAACGUCUGCGUCGUCGUCGCCAAGAACAUCCCCGAGAAGAUCCUCGCGCCGCUGCGCAGACUGCAGAAGAAGUACCCGCAGUUCAUCACGUGGGCCACGUGUGACCCGAACACGGCCAUGGUGGACGCCGUCCCUUCUGCCCUGACCGCCAAGGCGCCGGCCGCCCCCACGUCCGUCAAGAAGCGCCCGGCGGCGGCCGCCGUCGGCGGUGCCGUCGCGAAGAAGCCCGCCAAGAAGGCGAAGAACUGA
Molecule: messenger RNA, 1935 nt
Organism: Prorocentrum cordatum
Lineage: Eukaryota; Dinophyceae; Prorocentrales; Prorocentraceae
Source: the annotation of a GenBank genome assembly